This is a messenger RNA of Lactuca saligna, 2838 nucleotides long. The record is from the annotation of a GenBank genome assembly. Lineage: Eukaryota; Viridiplantae; Streptophyta; Magnoliopsida; Asterales; Asteraceae.
CCAAAAUGUCGACGGAGAUGGCGAACACCGAUCCUGAAGGAAUCGACGGUGUUCGUAUGACCUGGAACGCCUGGCCCCGCACAAAAGUCGAAGCCAGCAAGUGCGUCAUCCCUUUCGCCGCCUCGAUCUCUCCGAUCCGGCCUCACCCACACAUCCCUACCAAUCCUUAUGUGCCUCUCCGAUGCAAGACCUGCUCCGCCGUCCUUAACCCUUUCUGCCGCGUCGACUUCUCUGCCCUCAUCUGGAUCUGCCCCUUUUGUUUCCAACGAAACCACUUCCCUCAUCACUUCUCCGGUAUCUCCGAAACCAACGUUCCUGCAGAACUCUACCCUCAAUACACCACAAUCGAAUACGCUUUUCCUCAAUCCGAUCUCCAUCACACAAUUCCUCCACCUGUAUACGUAUUCGUGCUUGAUAUGUGUAUGAUCGAGGAGGAAUUGGCGUUUGCGAGAUCGGCGUUACAACAGGCGCUUGAAUUCCUACCAGAGAACGCAUUGGUGGGGUUUGUUUCGUUUGGGACACAGGUUCAGGUUCAUGAGUUAGGGUAUGCUGAUAUGUCUAAGGUUUAUGUAUUUCGAGGGUCAAAAGAGAUGACUAAAGAUCAGGUUUUGGAUCAGCUAGGGUUAGGUAGUGGUGCUGGUGGCCGGAGAGUUGGUGGUGCACCAGGGCAGGGGUUUCAGAAGGGGGUAGUACAAGGUGGUGGGUUUCCAAAUUCCGGGGUUUCUAGGUUUUUGCUGCCUGCUUCCGAAGGUGCAUACAUCAUCCAUUCGCUUUUGGAAGAAUUAGAGACAGAUCAAUGGCCUGUUGCACCAGGUAAUCGAUCAUUAAGAUGCACUGGGGUUGCACUAAGUGUUGCAGCUGGAUUGCUAGGGGCUUGUAUGCCUGGCACUGGUGCUCGAAUUGUAGCAUUGGUUGGUGGGCCAUGCACUGAAGGCCCUGGUUCGAUUGUAUCAAAAGAUCUCUCGGAUCCUGUGCGUUCACAUAAAGAUCUUGAUAAAGAUGCAGCACCAUAUUUUAGGAAGGCAGUUCAAUUUUAUGAGGAACUUUCAAAGCAAAUGGUCAGCCAAGGUCAUGUAUUGGAUCUUUUUGCUUCUGCACUUGACCAGGUUGGAGUAGCAGAGAUGAAAGUUGUUAUUGAAAGAACUGGUGGACUUGUUGUUUUAGCUGAAAGUUUUGGACAUUCGGUUUUCAAGGAUUCAUUUAGACGUGUCUUUGAGAAGGGUGAAGAAUCUCUUGGUCUUUCCCAUAAUGGAGAACUUGAGAUCAACUGUUCAAAGGAUAUUAAAAUUCAAGGGAUUAUUGGACCUUGCACAUCUUUGGAGAAGAAAGGUCCAGCUGUUGCUAGCACAGUGAUUGGACAGGGGAAUACCACAGCUUGGAAGCUGUGUGGACUCGAUAAAAAUACUUGUUUGACUGUUUUUUUUGAUAUAUCAUCAAGUGACAAAUCAGAUGCUUCAGGAAAUGUAAAUCCACAGUUGUACAUACAAACUGUUACAAGUUACCAGAGUAUUGAUGGACAAUCAAAGCUGCGAGUUACCACCAUUACUAGAAGAUGGUUGGAAACUUCUGUUCUCUCAGAGGAACUGAUACAAGGUUUUGAUCAAGAAGCUGCAGCUGUGGUUAUGGCUAGAUUAACUUCUUAUAAAAUGGAAAUGGAGGAAGCAUUUGAUGCAACAAGAUGGCUAGAUAGAAACCUGAUUCGCCUCUGUUCUAAAUUCGGUGACUACAGAAAAGAUGAUCCAUCUUCAUUCGCCUUAAACCCUAGUUUUUCAUUGUUCCCUCAAUUCAUGUUCAAUCUUCGAAGAUCACAAUUCGUUCAGGUGUUUAAUAAUAGUCCUGAUGAGACUGCUUAUUUUCGCAUGAUGCUAAACAGAGAGAAUAUAACAAAUGGAGCUGUGAUGAUUCAACCUUCAUUAAUAUCAUAUUCAUUUAAUUCACUUCCUUCACCUGCAUUACUUGAUGUAGCAUCCAUUUCAGCUGAUAGAAUUCUUUUGUUAGAUUCCUAUUUUAGUGUAGUCAUUUUUCAUGGAAUGACAAUCGCCCAAUGGAGGAAUUUGGGUUACCAAAAUCAGCCAGAACACCAGGCGUUUGCACAGUUGUUGCAAGCUCCGCAUGAUGAUGCGGAGUUGAUAAUACGUGAUCGGUUUCCGGUUCCAAGGUUGGUGGUGUGUGAUCAACAUGGUUCUCAGGCGCGAUUCUUGUUGGCAAAGUUGAAUCCUUCGGCAACAUACAACAAUGAAGGGUCGCCAGGGAUGGAUGUUAUUUUCACGGAUGAUGUGAACCUUCAAGUGUUCUUUGAGCAUCUACAAAGGCUUGCAGUUCAAUCUUCUUGAGACCCCACAUUAAAAAGAAUUUAGCAUUUUUAUACACUAUACAAUCAUCUUUAAUACUCUUCACCCCUCAUUCUUUAAAGUGUUAUGCCAUUUGAUAUCUUGAAAAUGAAUAAGGAGAGCAUGUGGGGUCAAGUCAUGUUUAAGCAUAAUAGUGUCAGACAAGGGAGAUUAGGCAGCAAGUUAGUAGGCAUUUUGUGUUUGACGGUUUUGUAAGUUACUUUAGGGAUUAUGUCUAAUUGUGUACCGGAUUUGUGAGGUUAUAUGAUUGAGUUUAUGGCUAUGGAGGUGGAAAAAAAAAUAUAAGAUUUGUUUUUUUGGCUUUGGUUAUGUUUUGUGGCUAGUUUUGCAUUUGUUUUCUUACAGUAAAUGUACACUUGAAUCUUUGUUUCAUGAACACAGUUUUGGUUUGGAGUUGGAUUUUGUUUGCUAUGGAAUCUUGUUUCUAUUCAAUUGAUUUUGUUAUGCAAAAAGAUUUGUGAUCCUAUUAAAUGGCUUCUAGCCUAAC